AUGGCCUAUGAGACAGAGGAUCACAAGACUCAAUACUGCUUUCCUGCCAUCAACUCAUCAUUGGGUACUGUGUUUCUGAACCUGCUGGUGAUCAUCUCCAUCUCUCACUUCAAGAAGCUUCAUACUCCAACCAACCUGAUCAUUCUCUCUCUUGCUGUUGCUGAUAUGCUUGUUGGACUAAUUGUCAUGCCUAUACAGGCCAUCAAGUUGAUUGAGACUUGCUGGUACUUUGGAGACACUUUCUGUACACUGUUUAUGUUAAUCAUGGGACUGCUUCUCUCAGCAUCUCUCAGUAAUUUAGUUUUAAUUGCCAUUGAUCGUUUUGUGGCUGUGUGUUACCCUUUACAGUACCCACAGAAAAUUACCAUAAUAAGAAUGUUAAUUAUUGUCUGUCUUUGCUGGUUUUUUUCUUUAGCUUAUAAUAUUGCAAUUGUAAUAAGUAUCUCACACAGAACAGAUGUGUGUUAUGGUGAAUGUAAUAUUAUGCUUACAUUUGAAUGGAGAAUAAUUGAUUUAAUAUUUUCCUUCCUGUUUCCCUGUACCCUAAUCAUAACUUUACAUUUAAGGAUAUUUUAUGUUGCACAAAAGCAAGUGAAAGUCAUAAACUCUCUAAUGAAGAGUGGUAAAUGUGUAAUGGAAGGUUCAGUAAGAAGGAAAUCUGAGAGCAAAGCUGCUCUUACAUUAGGAAUCAUUGUGGCAAUUCAUCUGCUUUGCUGGAUUCCAUACUAUAUCUUGACUUUAACUGAAAACACAGCAAUCCCACCCACCAUACUAUAUUGUCUAAUAUGGGUCUUAUACAUUAACUCAUGUGUGAAUCCUCUUAUCUAUGCAUUAUUUUAUCCCUGGUUUAGAAAAUCAAUUAAAUACAUCUUAACGUUUCGAAUAUUUCAGCCAGCAUCCUCUCGGGUCAAUAUUUUUACAAAUCAUCAUUCAUGA
Messenger RNA from Cyprinus carpio (common carp), 936 nucleotides. Its product is annotated as trace amine-associated receptor 13c-like. Gene Ontology annotation, cellular component: membrane. Gene Ontology annotation, biological process: G protein-coupled receptor signaling pathway. Gene Ontology annotation, molecular function: trace-amine receptor activity. Bases 1 to 936 code for a protein of 311 amino acids. NCBI's taxonomy places the organism in Eukaryota, Metazoa, Chordata, Actinopteri, Cypriniformes, Cyprinidae. The record is from RefSeq and is a predicted model, not a curated record. The transcript is spliced from 2 exons.